AUGUGGUCAACAACUUCAACAACACAGGAGGAGACCUCCACCCAGGCAAAGAGGUUUGCCUGUGAUCGAUGCCACGACCAGAAGCUUCGAUGUACGAGACCUCAAGAGAACGAGCCAUGUGUACGAUGUGCCAAGGCAGGUGUGGUUUGCAAUGUCAGUGCUGCACAACGGACGGGACGACCCAGGAAAUCCUCAGGACCUCGACAUGGAGGAUCUGAGAAGGGGAGGAAGAGUCCACCAACACAAUAUACAAAUGAGAUUGUUCCAGAUGGAGGGGCUUCAGACAAUGGCAGUAGUAAGGGAUCAGAAUUGGUUCGAGCUCAGAGCUCCGAGUCAAGACAACUCUCGAUUUCGCCCUCACUUCGACAGACCCCAGAUUUCUCGACACACAUGGCCGGCUGGGACACAUUUGCUUCUAGUUCAGGCUCCUCGAUCUCCUCAUUGUCAAUUGCCCCUCCUGAGUACAGCCAGCCCAUAUCAACAGAAGACUAUGCCGACCUCCUAGACUGCAUAACCGAUCAAUCAUAUUUCGACAGUAUGGACAUUUCAGAAUUCCCUGAUUGUAUGCAACUCGAUCCGACCGACUUCUUACAGAACAGCUUAGCUGACCUCGACGGAAUAGCUACAUAUCUACCCAAUAUGCAGGCGGAACCCAACCCAAAGAAGAGGAAAUCGAACGGCCACGGCGCCCCCUACUACACCAAUCAAAUGUCCCUUUCACCACCCAUUCUCGACGCUCAAGCUUCAGCUCGGAUAUCUUCGUUCCAAGAGAUGGACAUGCCAAUCAUGACCCCUGGCUUCAAUUCGUCUGAUAUUGGGACACCAGACUUGGGUAUGAUUCAUCAGAGUGAACAAGGCCAUGUCCAGACCUUGGCAAAGCUUCAAUCUGAGAUCGAUGUCUGCUCUGAGAGAAUCAUGCAACAGGCAAGAAGGAUGCACACCCCAUCAAGCUCCUACACGACCGAGAGUCAAAAGUUGUCAGAAGCAUUGGGUGUCCUCCUCUCUACAGCUGAGCGAUUCAUCGAACUCAUCUCAUGUAUCUGCCGUACAUUCGACACCAUCACAACCAGCACAUCCACCACAUCCAGUCGAACCGCCUCCCCAUCCGGGUCUCCCUGGAACUCGCCCUUCACUCCACCCGCACAAAUGGAGCUCCAACAAAGCUACUUCAGCAACAAAAUGUACACCAGCAACAACACCACCCCCGGCAGCUUAGACCCGAAUCUCCUGACAGGAAACCGCCAACUCAGCACCUCGACCUUUUACACCAUGCUCAAAUGCCACGUUCGCCUCCUCUCCGCCUACGACACCACCCUGGACACCAUGUCCUCCCGACUCCUCGAGCUCGAGAACCUCGACGCCGUGCAAUCCCUCACCAGCGCCCUCUCCAUCGGCUCCUUCGUCGUGCCCUACGGCGCCAUCAUCGAGACCCUGCUACACCUCCAGGUCAUCUCCCACCAGCUCGACCGCCUCAAGACCGCUUUACACGGAAACUUGCUGAAGAUCCAACCCCAGCGCAGCGGACCCAUCCCCAACACCCGCUCGCUGCCCGCGAGGCUGGGCUUGUGCAAGCAGGGCCAGAACCGCUCGCCAUCCGUCUCGAUGGUGGAUUUCAAACUCGAAGAGAUCCAGGAGCGGGAGCGGGCUUUGCAGACUAAAUUACUGCGCAUCGAGGCCCUGGCCGAGAGCUCGAAGCAGGGCCAGAUUGAUGGGGGGAGCUUCCAACAGUGGAUGUGA
Messenger RNA from Mollisia scopiformis, 1737 nucleotides. RefSeq lists its product as uncharacterized. The coding region runs from base 1 to 1737 and encodes 578 amino acids. Lineage: Eukaryota; Fungi; Ascomycota; Leotiomycetes; Helotiales; Mollisiaceae. Gene Ontology annotation, molecular function: zinc ion binding; DNA-binding transcription factor activity, RNA polymerase II-specific. The transcript has a single exon. The record is from RefSeq and is a predicted model, not a curated record. Gene Ontology annotation, biological process: regulation of DNA-templated transcription.